AUGAAGGAAACACCACUUCAAGAACUUGCCAAAGAUCUGAAAUUCUUGGUCAAUAAUCGAUUUUACAGUGAUUUGGAGAUUGUUUGUAAAGAUGGUGUAAUCCUUGUUGGUUCUAGAGCGAUAUUAGCAGCUCGAUCUAAGGUUCUCGAUGGAAUGCUUUACAACGGAAUGAAAGAAACGCAUGAAAAGCGUGUAAAAUUUCCUAAUUUCGACUCUAAAAUUUUUUUGUUAGUGUUAGAAUUCAUAUAUACAUCAUCUAUUACGAAUGAUUCCUUGACAAUUGAGGAUGCAAUGGAGAUUUAUCGUGCUGCCGAUUUCCUUCAACUGUCGGCUCUACAACAUAUUAUGAUUAAGUUCAUCAAAUGUUACGUUAACAAAAACAAACCUGUAACCCCAAAUUUAUUAACCAAUGCUGUUCGUUCCUCUGAUACUUUAGCAUAUGGUGUUCUCAUCAAUAUUUUAGUUGAGAGUAUCGCAAAAGUUCCUCUGGAUUCAAUUGCCUUUGAAAGUUUAUCAAUUCAUGCAUUAUACUGUUUACUCUCAGCUAGAUAUGACAGAAAAAUUCAAUUUUUAACACAAGAAUAUCAUGUAUUACGUUAUAUAAUACUUCACACCGCAAAUUUAAUCUCCAAAGAAGCUCAUGAAGUUUUCGAGUCAAAACUACUUGGAUUAGAAAACCUUAAAAAACCUGUGUCUAAAUCCAGAAACUGCGUUGAAACCAGUGAACUAGAUAAAUUUAGUCCGAUUAUUAGAAGGAACAUAAAUCCAUUGCUUAGAUUUAUAAAUUGGGAUCUUAUAGACAAUAAGAUUCUUAGAGAAAUCAUUCAACCAUUAGAAAUCGUACCCGAUGAAGUAUUGAGAGACGCAUACUCUUCCACUUCAAAUAAAAGAUUGAUGUUUAAAGAUAUGCAUGGGAUAACAUCAAACCCUUUUAAAUUUGAUAGUGCAGCUAGUGGAAAACAACUUAUCUUUAAUGAUGAUUAUUCAGAAGUUUCAGCUGUAGUAAUCAAACCUGAAAUGAUGAUAUAUCAAAGUGCGAGAAGUCAAUAUGUUAUCUCUAGUGGUGGAGAACAUGAAUGGGAUGUCAUAAUAGAAGAAAUUGGGGAUGCUUCAAAUUGUUACAUUGGAAUUUGUGAUGAAGAUUGUGAUUUCAACACUUUCGUGGGAAAUUCAGUAAAUGCUUGGGUACUUAACCGUCAAGGAAUUUGUUGGAAUAAUGGAAUUUUUCGCCGGUAUGGAAGUGAAUUUGACGUUGGAGACACAAUAACGGUGCAUCUUGAUAUGGACCAACGAACUUGCGCCUUCUCAGUUAACGGCAAAAGACAUCCACCAGUAAAUUGGAUUAAUAUUCCAUCGAAACUUUAUCCGAUGGUCUCAUUCAGGAACUCUGGACGUUUGCGAAUUCAAUCUCACUUGAGUUAA
Messenger RNA from Cetraspora pellucida, 1422 nucleotides. NCBI's taxonomy places the organism in Eukaryota, Fungi, Glomeromycota, Glomeromycetes, Diversisporales, Gigasporaceae. The record is from the annotation of a GenBank genome assembly.